Molecule: messenger RNA, 1850 nt
Organism: Vigna radiata var. radiata (mung bean)
Lineage: Eukaryota; Viridiplantae; Streptophyta; Magnoliopsida; Fabales; Fabaceae
Product: type IV inositol polyphosphate 5-phosphatase 9-like
Exons: 8
Coding region: 93-1280 (395 amino acids)
Biological process (GO): phosphatidylinositol dephosphorylation
Molecular function (GO): phosphatidylinositol-3,4,5-trisphosphate 5-phosphatase activity; phosphatidylinositol-4,5-bisphosphate 5-phosphatase activity; inositol-polyphosphate 5-phosphatase activity
Source: RefSeq, a predicted model, not a curated record
CGCUUUUCUCUGGUAUGAUAUGCCACUUCAAUAUUUUGCUAGAAUUAUAGUAAAAGACCAUUGGCAAGAAUAUCAUAUAAAGAGUCCAAAUCAUGCAGGGCUUGAAGCUGAAGGAGAGUAAGAUUAUGAGAAAGAUAUUAAGCAUUGAUAGCUUCAAAGGAGAAAACCAGAAUUCAUCAGAGGCCAGAAAGGAAACUCCUAGUUUGAAUCAAGCAUCUGCAUACUCAAGAAGACAUUUCUAUCAUCAAACCAAAAAGAUCUUUGUUGGUUCUUGGAAUAUUGGAGGCAUUACACCACCCAAGAACUUGGACAUGGAAGACUGGCUUGACACAGAAAAUAAUUCAGCAGAUAUUUAUGUUCUGGGGUUCCAAGAAAUUGUACCUCUAAAUGCAGCAAAUGUACUAGGUCCCAAAAACAGAAAAGUUUGUAUGAAAUGGAAUUCUCUAAUUGGAGCAGCCCUUAACAAUAGAACACCAACAAAGGUGGUUGAAGGAGAUAAAAUAGCUGAAUCACAGAAGAUAUAUCCUUUGAAGGAACAUAUUUGUGCAGAGGGAGAACAUCAACAAGACUUUCAGUGCAUCAUAAGCAGGCAGAUGGUGGGAAUGUUCAUAACUAUAUGGGCUCGAUGUGACCUCUAUCAAACAAUCAGGCACUUGAGUGUUUCAUCUGUUGGCUGUGGAAUCAUGGGCUACUUCGGAAACAAGGGUUCGGUAUCAAUCAGAUUUUACUUGCAUGAAACAAGUUUCUGCUUUGUAUGUAGUCAUCUAGCAUCUGGUGGAAAAGAAUCAGACCGAAGACAAAGAAACUUUAAUGCAAUAGAUAUUUUGUCCAGGACAAUCUUCCCCUCUGGGCCUCUGCAAGAUAGGCCUCAAAAGAUUAUUGAUCAUGACCGAAUAGUCUGGCUAGGAGACUUGAACUACAGGAUUUAUAUGCCAAGCUCUACAACACAGUCACUGAUCAAGAAAAGAGACUGGGAAACCUUGUUGAAAUAUGAUCAGCUCAAGCUGGAGCUCAUGGAGGGCAAUGUGUUCCAAGGUUGGCAUGAAGGAGCUAUAGAGUUUCCACCUACAUACAAAUACCGGCCAAAUUCUAAAGAUUAUCUAGGUUGUGGUGAGCAGCAUACAAGCAAAAGGGGGCGUUCUCCAGCAUGGUGUGACAGAAUAAUAUGGUUUGGGAAGGGAAUGANGCAAAUCCAAUACAACAGGAGUGAGUCAAGACUCUCUGAUCAUAGACCUGUACGAGCAAUGUUCACAGCAGACAUCAAGGUGGCAGUGAAUUGAACAUGAUUCAAAAUGUUAUAACAAAAGCAUUUCGUCCAAUAGAUUUCAGUUCUCAUUAUGCCAUUUCUCAAAUGAGGUUUAUCCUUUAGGAUCCCAAGUAUGGUAGGUGAAUUGUGAGACUUGAUAAUUUUUGGUUUAUUUUUGGCCUACUUUUUGUGUUAGAGAAUACAUAAGAGGCCUGAGAAAGAGUUGCUCUCAAUAUUUUUUUGGAGGGAGAAAAGGGGGACCAGCUGAUGCAAAGCAUAGUAAUUUGCCAUGUUUGUAAUUUUAACUCAUACAAGAAACUGGUAUUAAGAUUUUAAAUUCAAUAUUCCGAUAUUAUAUAUUUAAAAUUCACCCAACUCCAAAACCCCAUCAGUUAAUUAUUUCCGAAUACAUCAAGAUUAAGCCAUUUGAUGAAACAGCAUAAAUUAUUGAAUGACAAAAACUUACACCAUAAAAGGAAAAUUAGGCGUCAUUUGUCUUGCCUCCCUCACUGUCUAACAAUAUUUGAGCAUUCAAAUUCAUGUAAAAUAUGAAACUAAAGCAGUAAUUGUUAACCAUUAACAAUAAAAUGCAAAAAAUGGUAGA